AUUAUCAUAUAUUUUUAGUUUAUUACUAAUAUUAUAAUUUCGAAAUUUUCGAAAUUUAAUAUUUAAUUAAUAUUUUAAAUAUAUUCUUUAAAUAAUUUAAAUAUAUUAUUAAUUUUUUAAUUAUAUUAUUUUUUUUAAAAGAUUUAUAAUUUUCGAAAUUAUCAAAAUUUUAAUAUAUAAAUUUUUGAAAAUUUAUUAAAUUUUCGAAAUUUAAUAUAUUAUUUUUUGAAAUAUCAAAAAAUAUAUAUAUUAAAAUGGCGAGAGAGUUCGGUAGAAGGUCCGUGGAUAUGGGCGCCGUGAACCGAAGUUCGAGGAAAGGCAAAGCUAAAGUCACCUUCGACGGUUCGACCUCACGCAGUUCUCGAGGAAGACACUCUGUCUCUUCCUUUCCUACUAUCUCCGAUCAAUUCAUGGGCGACGCUUUGACGGAUCAAGAAUUCGACCAGUACAUAUCCGGUAGAGGCGACGCGAAUCUCCAAACUCUUGAUAGUUUAUUCGAGGAGAUUGAUGAAGCAGGACUGGACGGGGACGGGGAGCCUACACCGCACAGCAACGACGUCGACGAGGAGGCAGGUGAGCCCGAGACCUCUCAAGGUCCGGACAAAGGUAAAAAAAAUUAAAAUCAGAUUUAUUUGUUUAUCAUUUUGAAAAAGAUACAAAAGAUGGCAUAGUUUAUGGAACUUGUAAAUAUUGUGCCACCAUCAUUAAAAUGGGAGUUUCCGG
Molecule: messenger RNA, 723 nt
Organism: Cuscuta campestris
Lineage: Eukaryota; Viridiplantae; Streptophyta; Magnoliopsida; Solanales; Convolvulaceae
Source: the annotation of a GenBank genome assembly